CAGGGGGCCGGGGCGGGGUGGGGCGUGCGGCCGGGUCACGCCCGCCUCCAUCCGGGGGCCUGGGCCGCUAAGAUGGCGAUGUCCGUAGCAGUGGCGGCGGCUCGCGCCGCGCCCGGGAGCCCAGGGCUAGGGCCCGAGUAGCCCGGUCCCGGGAUCCGCGUCCUGGCCGCGGGGCGCCCUGGGGCGCGGCGGCCGCAGCCCCACCCUAAUCCUCGGUCUGCCCUCCUGGCGCGUCCAUGAACUCGGUGUCGCCGGCCGCCGCGCAGUACCGGAGCGGGAGCCCGGAGGACGCGCGCCGGCCCGAAAGCCGCAGGCCAAGGGUUCCCCGAGUCCCGGACCCCAACGGCCUGGGGCCCUCCGGAGCCAGCGGCCCGGCUCUUGGCUCUCCCGGAGCUGCCCCCGUUGAGCCGGACGAAGUGGACAAGUUCAAGGCCAAGUUUCUGACUGCCUGGAACAACGUCAAGUAUGGUUGGGCGGUUAAAAGCCGGACCAGCUUUAGCAAGAUCUCCAGCAUUCACCUCUGUGGACGCCGCUACCGUUUUGAGGGCGAGGGUGACAUCCAGCGUUUCCAGCGAGACUUUGUGUCCCGCCUGUGGCUUACUUAUCGCAGGGACUUUCCACCCCUGGCCGGGGGCUGCCUGACCUCUGAUUGUGGCUGGGGAUGCAUGUUGCGCAGUGGCCAGAUGAUGCUGGCCCAGGGCCUGCUACUGCAUUUCCUGCCCAGAGACUGGAGAUGGGCCGAGGGCACAGGCUUGCUUCACUCUGAGCUGUCAGGGGUGGCCUCUCCCAGCCGGUACCAUGGGCCUGCCCGCUGGAUGUCCCCACACUGGGCUCAGGGCACCCCUGAGCUGGAACAGGAACGUCGGCACCGGCAGAUUGUGUCCUGGUUUGCUGACAACCCCCGGGCCCCUUUUGGCCUACAUCGGCUGGUGGAGCUGGGACAGAGCUCAGGCAAGAAGGCGGGUGACUGGUAUGGGCCAUCGCUGGUGGCACACAUCCUCAGGAAAGCUGUGGAGAGCUGCUCAGAGGUCACCCGCCUGGUAGUGUAUGUUUCUCAGGACUGCACAGUUUACAAGGCGGAUGUGGCACGCCUGGUGGCCAGGCCGGACCCUACAGCUGAGUGGAAGUCUGUGGUCAUCCUGGUGCCUGUGCGACUGGGUGGUGAGACGCUCAACCCUGUGUACGUGCCCUGCGUGAAGGAGCUACUGCGGUCAGAACUGUGCUUAGGCAUCAUGGGGGGCAAGCCACGGCACUCACUGUACUUCAUCGGCUACCAGGAUGACUUCCUACUCUACCUGGACCCCCACUACUGCCAGCCAACAGUGGAUGUCAGCCAGGCUGAUUUUCCCCUGGAGUCUUUCCAUUGUACCUCACCCCGCAAGAUGGCCUUCGCCAAGAUGGACCCUAGCUGUACUGUGGGGUUCUAUGCUGGAGACCGAAAGGAGUUUGAGACGCUCUGCUCAGAGCUAACCAGGGUCCUCAGCUCCUCUUCGGCCACAGAACGGUACCCCAUGUUCACCCUGGCCGAGGGCCAUGCUCAGGACCACAGCCUGGAUGACCUCUGCUCCCAGCUUUCCCAGCCAGCCACUCUGCGCCUCCCUCGCACAGGGCGCCUCCUCAAGGCCAAGCGUCCAAGCUCCGAGGACUUUGUGUUUUUAUAAUGGGAUCGGGGGAAAGAUGCAAGACUAUUUAUUUUUUUAUUUAUGUCAUCUUGGGCAUGGGAUCUAGAACCCUGGUGAUAGGAUUUCCCAUUCUCACCCUCUCCACCAACCCAGCUGAGACCUGUCUAGUAGUCCACGGGGCUGGGGCUACUGAAGCAGGGGAUGAGCCCCAGGCAGCCCACCUCCUGCCAGCUGAGUCCUCCUCACAGGCAGGGAGUGAGAGGACUCCCGGGCACUCACUCAGGGCCUGACUCAAGUACUGUAGUUUGCACUGGACCAGCUGUGCCCCUCGUGUUCCCAAAGCUCCCCGUUAGGGGAACUUUGGCUGCUGGGGGAUAAUAAAGCUGCUGAACUUGAACAUGGAAA
Sciurus carolinensis (gray squirrel) is the source of this 2027-nucleotide messenger RNA. RefSeq names its product autophagy related 4D cysteine peptidase (gene Atg4d). The transcript is spliced from 10 exons. Lineage: Eukaryota; Metazoa; Chordata; Mammalia; Rodentia; Sciuridae. The coding region runs from base 237 to 1661 and encodes 474 amino acids. Gene Ontology annotation, molecular function: protein-phosphatidylethanolamide deconjugating activity. The record is from RefSeq and is a predicted model, not a curated record.